UAUUCGUACGAUGACGCCAAUGCUCUGUCAUAGUCCAUUGAUAUUUUUACGUUUUACGUCAAUGGAGUUUUAGAAUUUCUAUACUGGGCUGUUUUAUAUACUAUGACAUUAUCCGUUUCCUUAUGAGACAUUAAAAUAAAAUUAAGAGAGUGUUUAUAAUUAAUUACUGAUGGAGGCAUGCGUUCGUGGAUUCUCUUUUAUGCCUGAAAAGCAAGAAUCAUGUGAGCUAAAGUUGGUCGAUAGCGAGGCGUUAGACCAAACAUGGAAACUGAGCCGACGGGAGCGCCUGAAGCAACAGGAACAAAAGAUUUGGGAGGAAUUUGUGCAAGAGCAGGAUGUCGUUACUAAUAUUUGCAAGGAUGAUCCUUAUCAAUUUAUUGACCAACUGUCCGAAGAGAAAAUAAAAGAACUUCUUGACAUUGAAUUGGAAAAGAUGAAGAAGGAAAGAUUGGAGGAAGAAAUACAGGCGAGAGAGGUUUCGCCAAAGAAAGAUGAAGGCGCUACGCAGGAGAAUGACAACCAUCACGUGGUGUUCAUUAAUGAGUCAGAUAGAGAGAAUGAAUCAUUUCAGAUAUUUGAUGAUGAAAAAGAUGUGUCAGGUGUAUCAGGUCCAGAGGACGAACUGCUAGAUGACUCACUGAGUCCACCAUGCACUGUGCGGGAACGACUAAGCCCGAACCCCCGAUAUCCGAGCCCUGAUAAAGACUCCAGUACGAAGUCUUCGGAAAAUGUGACUAGUAUGAUCGAGAGCAGCAUCUACUGCGCAAAAGUCAAAGAGUUGCGCACGAAACUGGCAGACCAAUUGGACGAGAUGACUUUAGUCCUCGAGAGACAGAACAUAUUGAACAUUGACCCGGCGGAUUUACCGAAAAUGAUGAGACGCGCCGUUGAAUUCACAUCGAGGUUUAACAGAAUUAACAUCUACCAGCUACAGAGACAGCUGCAAGAUAUAAAAAGGAACGAUUCACAAGCGAUGCCGUUCGCAAAACACACGCAAUUUCAAUCGCAGCUGGUGAGGAUUGUGUCGGUACAUCAGAACGCACUGCAUUCACUUCAGGUAUUCAUGAAGUCUUUUCCGCAAAUGCUUUGUAUCCGUGAGAGCGGUGAGGCGCUAAGGUCCCUAGCCUGUAUGGUGCAUGAAAUCACAAACGUGUGUUCUGCUCUCGCUGCCCCGCCCGCGUUGGUCGCCGCAAAUCGCCUUUAUAGUGAUGGUUUGCCGAGUGCCAAUGAUAAAUUAUUGAAUGCUGUCGAAGAUUACACAAUUCGAAUGACUGAAUAUUUGAAUAGCACUGACAAUACCAGCAUGUCAUAUUCUCGCCGUUCCAAGAGGUCGAGGCGAGGAAGAAAAUCAAUUGGAUCGUGUUCCAAGUCUGGAAAAUCAUUUGGAGAUACGGAGGCGCAACUGUCCAUGUACUCGUUGGACACUCUGCGACACCCUUCUACCAUUAAAGCGUCCAGCUCGAAGCUCAACUCGGGUGGUACAUCAAAGAAGUGUGGAAGUCUGAGCGCACGCAGUAAAGGAUCCAUGGAAAAGGCUGUUCACGUGCCGCGACGAAAACGGAGUCCUAGAUCGCGACGACCGCUAAUGCGUGACCCUCAAGCCGGAACACCCAAACCGAAGCGAAAAAUUGACAAAGAUCUGGAUGUUCCAACUCUCGUUGAAACAGUGGCACCAUGCGCCUCAAGUCACAUAAGUCGUGAUCCCAGUCCAACCUUAAAGGAUCUUACCAAAGGUAAAGAAUCUCCAAGGUCACCGAAAAAAGUGGCCAAAAGGCUUAAGAAAGAAAAGACUCCCAGAAGAAGCUCGAAGUCACCUAAGAGAAGCAUUACAAAAUCAACCGGGAAACAGUCUAUUAUUUUAGACAAACAAUUAGACUGUAAAGAAACACCUGAUGCAACUAAGGUGCCGAUGUUGAUACAAUUACAAGAAACUGAGACUCCAAAAAAAGAAGUAGAAACACCGAAAAAUGAAAUAGAGAUGAUUAAAAAAGAUACAGCCACACUUACAAAAGUUAAUGAAUCUCAGAGAAGGGGCUUGACAACGACUAAAAAGGAAACUCCUAGGAAAAUUCCCACACCUCGUAGUGAUCUUACUGUAACUAAGAAUCAAGUCACACCUAGAAAAGAAAUCAAUCGGCGGAAUACACCUCGAUUAGUAAAUGUGACCCAGGAAGAACCGAUACCACCCGAGAAACUUAGAACAUGUCGCACACCCAGAAUUAUGAACAUGGGCGGCGGAGAGAAAGAGUUGGAAGAAGAGAUAAAAGAUUCAUCAAAAAACGAUGAAAUUAAAGACACACCGAGGAAAGAAGGAUGUAAAGGUACACCGAGAAAAGGAGAAAACAGAGAUACACCUAGAAAUGAAGAAAUGAAAGAUACACCGAGGAAAGAAGAUAGAAGUGACAGAGAGAGAAGGUCAUCAACAGUUGGCGGCUGCGAGGUGAUGACGCUUCUGCGACAGCUCUGCGGUGGGGAUUCAACCGGAACGCGAAUCGAUCGUGUAUCGGGCGCAAAGAAUGGACAGCUUAUUUGUAUGAGCAGUGGUAGCCCUCGGCAACCCAGCACACCGCAGCUUUUGAGGAUACUGGAAGAGACGAUUAAGAAAAAGCCACCUCGUACAACAGGCGGGGCUUCUUCGGAAGCGGCGCUGGCGACGCGAUCGUUAGAGAGAUGCCGUAUGGCGCUUUGCGUGGACGAGAACACGGCCGAGCGCCUCUUCAGCUAUCGGACGGCUUUCCUGCAACAUAUGCUUGCUAGUCCUCUAUACGCUAACAGUGCCGUUGGAAAACCCUGGGAAGUUAUUGGCAAGGUGUCUGAACGUAUCCUGGAUGAGUUGCUCGUCUCGUGUGCGACGGAAAUGGAGCUGCAACCGCUCGUAAAAGAAAUAUACAGGAACGAGACAUCUUAGACUUGUUAUAGUUGUUUUAUAUGUUUUGGUAUGAGUUUUAAUAAAAUGUAU
This is a messenger RNA of Pieris rapae (cabbage white), 2959 nucleotides long. RefSeq lists its product as uncharacterized. The coding region runs from base 170 to 2908 and encodes 912 amino acids. The transcript is spliced from 19 exons. The record is from RefSeq and is a predicted model, not a curated record. NCBI's taxonomy places the organism in Eukaryota, Metazoa, Arthropoda, Insecta, Lepidoptera, Pieridae.